AUGGCGAAGCUUUCCGACCUUCCGCUAGAGCUGGUUCGCCACAUCGCGUCCUUUCUUCGCCCUGACUGGCCCGGCGCAUUGCUUUUGGAUCACGAUGAAGGCUGGGAAUGGGUCUACGACAUUCGAGAAGUCCACAACGCCAACCGAGCAUCUCUACUCAACUUCUCGUACACUUCGAAAGCCUACCACGUUGGCCUUGCGCCCGAGCUAGUGCGUUCGCUUGGGAUCCUUGACCGAACUGGCAGAAACGAGCUUCCAAUGCUGUUCAAGUUGCUUCGCUACUUGCUGCACAAUCCGGCGUCAUCGCCUAGUGCCGUUCGGAAACUAUUCAUUGACCUUUACUCUGACAAACAUACGGGAAGAUCUUCCGGCUUGGACCAUGUCUGUCAACGCGAUAUGGAUCUUCUCAAGGAAGCAGCCCUCUGUUUUGGCAUCAAUAUCUGGAGGGAAACGCUCGCUUGGAACGACGAUAUGGUAGGCUGGAGCAUCGGAGAAGUCUUCAUACAUGUACCACAUUCCCUGAAGGGGUUUCUGGUCGGUCUUAUCAUCCUCAACCUCCCAAACAUCCGAGACCUAAGCAUCGUACUUCCGCCAGCGUCGCACAUGGCUGUGACCCAGCUGCUGCGUCUUGUUCAGAAACGGAGGGCAGUCGACAACGAUAUGCAACCGAUCCUUCACCUCGAAAGCAUUGCGGUCAGAAACUGGAACUUUGACGACAUUCAGCCCAGGGGUUUUGAGACACUAUUCGAUUUCAGACCCCAAGCAUCAAUAUACUUCUGCAACUGCAUUCUAGACGCGCCUCUGCCAUGGGCCCCGAACAUCACGUCGCUGGUAUUCAGAGAUGUCAAGGGCAUUGCGCUGUCGACCGUCUGCCAGCUCAUCAACGAGACCCUGCGUCUGACGAAAUUCAUCUACAUCCAGAAGGUUGAAAGCGAAAACAGUCCUGUGCUUAGCCCCGGUUCAAUGUUCCGGGCGCUGAAGAAGCACGGCUCAAGCCUGAAAACUCUGUGCCUGGGGGUUUUCUUGUGGUACCAAUCAUUCCCCGACCAGACUCCUCCGCCCUACAUCAAUUCAUUUAAGGAGUUCACGGUUCUUGAGCAGAUGUGGAUCAACUGCUCCUGCUUUGGGGACCGUUAUGGUGUUGGUAGCAAAGUCCUUCGAACGAUCCCAACCUCAUUGUGGAGGCUUCAUCUGGCUGGCAGCGUUGAAAUCCUUGAGGACGACAUGUUGCGCUGGGCUGAGAUACUUUCGGGGAAACGCUUUGAUGAAGAGGAUGACGAGGGAUACGACGAGGCAUACGACGAGGCAUACGAAGAGGAAGACGACGAGGAAGACAAUGACGCAGGCGAUGGGGAAGACGACGAGGAAGACAUGAUGGAAGACCUGGAGGAAGACAACAAUGACAAUGACUAUGUCCAUAUUCCAGAGCAUCUAGCUUGGGAUAUCGGCUUGGACAACUUUGACCAUGAGGUUCAUGAAGCUUUUCGGGACAGCAAACGGCUGUCCGACCUCCCACCGGAAAUGAUCCGACAUAUCGGCUCUUUUCUAUGUCCUCAUUGGCCCGGGGAGCUGAUAUUAGAUCAUGGCCGGUACCACGACUGGGUCUGGGACGUCUAUGAGGAGCAGAAUGACAAUUGGGAGUCCCUUUUCAACUUCUCCUAUACUUCGAGGGUCUUCAAACAAAUUCUGACCCCGGUGUGUUUACAAUCAGUUGGUCUUAGCAAUCGAAUUCAUAAUCGAAAUGGCGACAAAGACGUCCGAAAACUAUUCGACUUGCUGCGACUUUUGCUCCACAAUCUGGCAGCGUCGUGCAGCGUCGUUCGGAAGCUGUUGGUCUCGAUGCCUUCGGAAGACUAUCCUUGCGAGUCUUUCGACUUGAGCCGCGUUAGCCACCAACGUGAUAUGCAGCUUCUCGAGGAAGCAGCACGAAGUGUCGGUUUUGAUAUCUGGAAGGAGACAUUCGCAUGCAAAAACGAUGAGGCAAGCGGCAUCAUUGGCGAGAUAUUGACAGCCAAAUCGACCUUUCAACUUCGCUUUCUGAACGGCUUUUUGGUAGGACUUCUCAUCCUCCACCUUUGGAACGUCCGAGAUCUUACCGUCUUAUUCCCCGCGAUAUCGCUGAUGGCGAUGACCAAUCUCCUGCGUCGCGUCCAAAGGCUGAAGGCAAACGGCAACGAAGGAUGUCCCAUUCUCCAUCUUCAUUCAGUUGCCAUCUGUACCUCCUGGAGCUUCAGACAUCAGUGGCCUGGCGGCUUAGAAGCACUCUUUUCACUCCGACCACAAGCAUCGGUAUACCUUCGCGAGUGCCGGCUGGACGCCCCUCUAACGUGGUCAUCGCGAAUUACAUCUCUGGCACUAAGAGACAUGGAGGGCAUGUCGAUGUCGACUCUCACAUCCCUCAUUCUUAAUUGCUCGCGUCUGAAAAGAUUCGUCUACACCCACGACGUGGACGACGGUUCAGAUAUACCGAGUCCUGGUGCAAUCCUUCAGGCGUUGAAGAAGCACGGUUCAAGCCUUGAAGUACUCUGUUUGAACUUUCAUUCCUUUGGAGAUCCACACGACGCACUUCCUUCGCCUUACAUCGACUCCUUCAACGAUUUUCAGAGUCUCGAAGCCCUUUGGAUCAACUGUGCUUGCUUCGGCGACUUGAAGAGCAGUGUGCUUCGGACUAUUCCUACAUCUUUGAACAAGCUACACCUGGCUGGAGAGGUGGGUGUUGUUGCGGAUGACCUGGAGUGGUGGGCCGAGACACUGACCAGCGAGAGUUCGGAAGAGGAGGACAUCGAUCCUCUCGCCGGCUGGGGCUUUUCUUCCGAUGAUGAGAGUGAAGAAAGUGGCUCCCAGGAUGGUAAGGGCGAUUCUCACGACCAAGCUGAGGAUGAAAUGGACAUAGAGGAGGACUUUUCGGAGCAGGAGGAAGAAGACAUGAACGGGGGCGAAGUUGGCGAGAACGAGUUUGAAGAGGACGAGCAUGGACAGGAUCAAAACGACUUGGAAAGUUACGGAGAGGACGUGUGCGAGGAACAACUAUGCGAAGAAGACACCUACACAGAGGAAGAUUCCGAGUAUGAAGCGUACGAAGAGAGCGAGGGCAAACACAAUUGUGAGGACGAGCACCAGGACAAGCGUGAAGACGAGCAAGACAGAGACAACCAGGACGAGAACCAGCAGAACGAAAACGAACAGGCCGACAAUCAGACCGGCAACCAGGAAGACAGCCAGGAAAGCGAAGACGAGACUGACGAGGAUAGCGACAAGGAGAAUGAGGGAGAAGACGAGGUCGACGAGAAACGCCCAAACCGCAUUCACAUCCCAUCAGAGCUGGCUUAUGACGCAGACAUUUACGCGAUCUCCGAUAGGGUGACAGAGGCGUUUCUCAACGACGAACUCAUCGAUUUCCGUGAUUGUGUUGAUUCAGAGCCCGGUCAGUGGUACUCUUGA
Molecule: messenger RNA, 3441 nt
Organism: Colletotrichum gloeosporioides
Lineage: Eukaryota; Fungi; Ascomycota; Sordariomycetes; Glomerellales; Glomerellaceae
Exons: 2
Coding region: 1-3441 (1146 amino acids)
Source: RefSeq, a predicted model, not a curated record